Messenger RNA from Amphiprion ocellaris (clown anemonefish), 1262 nucleotides. RefSeq names its product 5-hydroxymethylcytosine binding, ES cell specific (gene hmces). The record is from RefSeq and is a predicted model, not a curated record. Bases 1 to 1092 code for a protein of 363 amino acids. Gene Ontology annotation, biological process: DNA damage response. NCBI's taxonomy places the organism in Eukaryota, Metazoa, Chordata, Actinopteri, Pomacentridae. The transcript has 6 exons. Gene Ontology annotation, molecular function: single-stranded DNA binding.
AUGUGCGGAAGAACAGCCUGCACUCUGGCCCCGGACGAGGUGAGCCGAGCCUCCUCCUACAGAAACCGAGGCGGGCAGCGGAGACAACCCCGCUGGAGGGAUGGAGACGCGGACAAAUACCGACCCUCGUACAACAAGAGCCCGCAGUCCAUGAGCCCGGUGCUGCUGUCCCAGAGGCACUUUGACAAGGAUGCCCCUGUGGAUGAGUGUGUGUUGGCCUCGAUGCGUUGGGGUCUGAUACCUUCGUGGUUCAAGGAGAAUGACCCAAGCAAGAUGCAAUACAGCACCAGCAACUGCCGCAGUGAGAAUCUAUUGCAGAAGAAGUCCUACAAGGAUCCCCUGAUAAAAGGACAGCGCUGUGUCAUCCUGGCUGAUGGUUUUUAUGAGUGGCAGAGGGUGGAAAAAGGCAAGCAGCCUUUCUUCAUCUACUUCCCUCAGACCGAGGGGCUCAGCCAGGAGAAAAAAGAGGAUCAGGAUGACACCAUGACCUUGGCUCGCAAUAAGGACAAUUCAGAGGCAGUGUGCCCUCCAGGGGAAGCCUCCCCUGGUUUGACAGAGGAAGGAGAAGCACCAGGUGAGUGGACUGGAUGGAGGUUGCUGACUAUGGCUGGACUGUUUGACUGCUGGACGCCUCCAGAUGGUGGAGAACCCCUUUACUCAUACAGCGUAGUCACAGUGAACGCGUCCCAGAAUCUGCAAAACAUUUUUUUUAGGAUGCCAGCAAUCCUGGAUGGAGAAGAAGAAGUGAGAAGAUGGCUGGAUUUCGGGGAGGUGAAGUCUCUGGAUGCUCUGAAGCUGCUUCAAUCUAAAAACAUUUUGACCUUUCACCCGGUGUCUUCGUUGGUCAACAAUUCGCGCAACAACUCUCCAGAGUGCCUCCAGCCAGUGGAUCCCAACAGCAAAAAGGAGCCCAAACCCACAGGGAGCAGUAAGAUGAUGAAGAGCUGGCUGUCGAGUGGCGUCCCUUCAAAGAGGAAGGAGUCAGAAAUGUGUCAGAGUCAAGAAGAGCAAGACAGCGAGACUCGGCCCAAGUCUACAGGAGGACUUCAGCGGUGGCUUCAGGGAGCCAAUAAGAAACCAAGAACCAAGUGAAUAUAUGAAAAAAAUUAAGCCUUUUUGUUGUUCUUUACUGUUUUGGAAAUAGAUUACAUGGUCAGUUUUUUUCCUUGUACUAAAAAUUAAAUAUUUUAAAUGUAAGAAAAAUAUUCUUCACCGUUACUACUCAUUAGUUAUGAUUUUCAUAAUAAAUACAGUAUGCUUGA